Carassius gibelio (silver crucian carp) is the source of this 1264-nucleotide messenger RNA. RefSeq lists its product as uncharacterized. Bases 12 to 914 code for a protein of 300 amino acids. The transcript has 5 exons. The record is from RefSeq and is a predicted model, not a curated record. Lineage: Eukaryota; Metazoa; Chordata; Actinopteri; Cypriniformes; Cyprinidae.
UCGAUUACAGCAUGAACCAGCUUCAUAUCCUUAUAUUGGCCCUUCUUCCAGCUUUCAAUUCAGACACCAGCUUCUUCCUCAUCUACAACGAGGACCGCAAAACAUGUGUGUAUACAAAGAGUACUACUGUGGUACAGAGUGCACCAUGUAAUGAAUCAUCUAAAGCUCAGCAUUUCAGAUGGACUUCCUCUUCACAAAUCUUCAGUCGCUCGUUUAACCUCUGCUUGGGGUCAAAGAAUAUCAAAGAGAGGGCCAAAAUUAUCCUUCUGCCCUGCAAUGGUCUUGACCCAGUUCACAUCUGGGAAUGUAAAGAUAAAAGCUUAUUUGGAUUGAAGGGACAUAAACUGCACCUAAACCAAGGAAAAGAUCCAAAUCUGAUGUUGUUUUCGGGAAUAGGUGUUUGGAGUCAAUGGCUGAUUUAUAGGACCAAAGAAAAUUUGUGUUCUCAUGGAUAUAAAGAUGUCCCAGUGCCCAAUAUUACAGUGUUCAGGCAGAUGGAGGACAGAGAACACAUGAUUGUCAUGUGUUCAUUUGGAAAGAGGUUCAAUGAGAGCUCUUUCCAGCUGUCACUGAAGAGUGAACAGAACUAUACCUUGAAGAACCCACUGUGCAAUUCAAGUGAAAAGUGGGUGUUCGAAGUGAAUCGGAGUCUGCCGGUUUCCUUCACCUGUGUGCAUGAGACUGAUUCUGUUGUGAACCGUCAAAGUGAGACCUACACCUACAGCCCAUCAGAUUUUGCUGAAGAUUAUCAUGAGGAAGGGGUUUCUUUAUACUACAUCUGCUUAUUCUCCUCCGUUGGUGCUGGUCUCUUCAUCAUCACUGCAGCAGUGAUCGUGACCACCAUCAGGAGCAAAACUAAUGUAAUUGGCGGCCCACCUGCAAUACCACCGCGACCACCUCGGACCACAGGUUGAAAACCACUGGGUUAAAGGAUUACUUCUACAGAUAAUGACCAUUCUGAUGUAAAAGAGGACGUCAGAUUCUGAAGAGGAAAGAACAGCAAUCAAUUCAGACCAAUCAAUACAUUUCCGCAUGUUGAACUGUAAUACUCUUUCAACAUCCAAGUAAAAUUCCUAUUAUAUAAAUUUUAUCAACAUUGUAUUUUAUUCACAAUGUACCUUAUCUGCAAUUAUAAUGCAUAACCAUGAACUGAGAGUUUAUUGUUCUGCAAUUAUACUUUUUCACUAGCUCUUUACUAUGCUGGUUUACUCUUGAAACUCUGUAUUGCAAAUAUUUGUGGCUUUUGCAUUUAGAUUUUUCUCAU